Messenger RNA from Daucus carota subsp. sativus, 953 nucleotides. Its product is annotated as glyoxylase I 4. The coding region runs from base 149 to 697 and encodes 182 amino acids. The transcript is spliced from 2 exons. Lineage: Eukaryota; Viridiplantae; Streptophyta; Magnoliopsida; Apiales; Apiaceae. The record is from RefSeq and is a predicted model, not a curated record.
UGUCCCUCCUGAAAUCCCAACACGUAUCACUUUCCUUGCAGCUGCACCGCCACGUGUCACUUCCAGCCUACUCACACCGCCACACUCUACCCUUUUAAAGACUGAAUCUGUAGCACACACCAAACAAGAGCCAAAACUCAGAGAAAACAUGCAGAAGGAGAGAAGUGGUAGUAGAGAUGAAGAAGAACAUGAACCUCCAUUGAUGGCCUUGAACCAUGUGUCAAGAGUGUGCAGAUCAGUGAAGGAUUCGGUGGAGUUUUACACCAAAGUGCUGGGGUUUGUGUUGACCGAGAGGCCGCCGUCGUUUGACUUUGAUGGGGCUUGGCUGUUUAACUAUGGAGUGGGUAUUCAUUUGGUGCAGUCUAAGGAUGAACACAAGUUGCCUCUUUCGGAUCAGCAUUUGGAUCCUAUGGAUAAUCACAUCUCCUUUCAGUGCGAGGACAUGGAAGCAAUGGAGCAAAAGCUGAAGGAAAUGGAUAUAGAGUACAUGAAAAGAACAGUGGGAGACGAAGAAGGCGCAGCUAUUGAUCAGCUCUUCUUCAAAGAUCCUGAUGGAUUCAUGAUCGAGAUUUGCAACUGCGAGAAUCUCAAGCUUGUUCCUGCUGAGUCGUUCCGCAGAAUAAAGCUCCCCUUCGAUCGACACACUCCGCCUGUGGAUUUGAACAACAGAGACAAUUCCAAUGCUGAAGGCUCCUGAUUGGUAUGAUCAUACAUGGUUCGAGGCCUGGCGAUCGGACUGAAGUUGCAAUUUUGAGAACAUUUUGUGUACUGUCAAUAGCGGUGAUCAUUGAUGAUGAUUGGCAAUUGAUCUCUGAAGCAGCUUCUUUGUUUUUAUCAAAUCUUCUUAAGAAUAGUUCAGUCUUAUUUUUAGCAUAAUCAGUCUUUUGAUGCUGAGAUUUUUCAGUUUUUCGCAAGGGAUUAUCAACUAAUUCAGAAUACAGCAUCCAAAAUCA